Messenger RNA from Sclerotinia sclerotiorum 1980 UF-70, 861 nucleotides. RefSeq lists its product with no specific name. The record is from RefSeq and is a predicted model, not a curated record. The transcript is spliced from 2 exons. The coding region runs from base 1 to 861 and encodes 286 amino acids. NCBI's taxonomy places the organism in Eukaryota, Fungi, Ascomycota, Leotiomycetes, Helotiales, Sclerotiniaceae.
AUGACUACACACCUCAUCUCCACCGAGCUGUCUCUCCUUGAUAGACCGACCCAGCCAACAACGGCAAUCACGAUAAACGGGCUUGUAACCUGUGAGGACUCCUCAACCCACCCAACCGAGGAAGAUAUGGAGUGCAGAAGGCUCGAAAGCCUUCCUGACUGCUCAAUUCAGCGAGGUGAAGAAGAGGUGAGGCUCGAGAGGCUCAACCUUUCAGACGCUUCCCAAGAUUUAAGGAGAUUUGCUGCCAAAAAAGUCAGAAACAAGUCAAACUGCUUUAUGUUAGGGCGAGAGAAUUGUACUUUGAAACUGGCAGAGAGAAAGAAGUCGGUCAAGAAUAGAAGUUUUGCGGCGUACACAAACUAUCAAAAGAAACUUAGAGUACACCUUUACAAAAGGGAAACAUUGAUGGACAUGUUGGGGCCGUUGGGGAUGACAAUGGAUUGGGAGGAGAGAAACAAAUUCUUCAAGGGGGAAAAUGAGCAAUUGAGAGCUCUGAGGAAAGAAUCAGGCGAGGAGUUGCUCAAUGCAUGGCACGCAGUACAAGAUAGUGCGCAAGAACUGAGAGAGGAAACGCGUGAGAGGUUAUUAAAAUUAAUGGAUGGUGAAGGAGAAAUAGCAACAGGUUUAAAGAAAAGGUUGGAUGAGAUAGACGAGUGGGAAACUCAGGAAGAAAAGGAAUAUAAAACAGCGAUGAUGAAGUUACAUAAGGAGUGGGAGGCAUCAAAGAAAGCCAUGAGGUUCAAGGGAGAGUUGCUUGAAAUUUCUCACCCUGUCCUCAACGUUGCAAAGAAUCUUCUUCCUAGAAGUUGUUCUUUGCGGGCACGAAUUAUCGAGGGGAACCAGGUAACUGAAAAAAAGUGA